This is a messenger RNA of Closterium sp. Naga37s-1, 1668 nucleotides long. NCBI's taxonomy places the organism in Eukaryota, Viridiplantae, Streptophyta, Zygnematophyceae, Desmidiales, Closteriaceae. The record is from the annotation of a GenBank genome assembly.
AUGGCACCGGUUCAUCUGCACUCAUCUCCCUUCAGUGCGCAUCUCCUCUCCUGCCUCUCUCCCAUGGCACCGGUGCAGCUGCACAGCACCUUCUCACGUCCCCCGCCCUUCACCUUCUCAAAUGCUCCCUUCUUUUUGCUCUCUUUACAGCCUCUCUCCUCGCCUGCCUCCCUCUUUCACUCCGCCCCAACCAACAGCAAACUCGCCCCCAUGCCAUCACCAGAUGUUGACGAGAUGGCAGAGCAGUGGUUCUGUUCUGCGGGGCAGAGUGCUGCGCUGAUGCUGCAACCCGCCACCUCAGCCUUUUGUUUCCCCGUUUUGCCUGCCUCCCUUCCACUCCAUUCAGCACAUUCGCCUCCAUGCCAUCGCCCGAUGUUGACGAGAUGGCAGAGCAGCAGUGGUUCUGCGGGGCAGAGGGCGGCUGCUUCUCUCAUCAUUUCCCCUUCACUCUGCUUCGUCCCCUUCCUUCUCCCCACUCCAUUCAGCUCAUUCCACCCCAUGCCGUCACCGGAUGUGGACGAGAUGGCAGAGCAGUGGUUCUGCGGGGCAGAGUGCUGCGCUGAUGCUGCAGCCCACGCACAGCAGGUCGCCACCUCCCUCCACCUCCGCUGCUCCCUCUCCCCCUCCUCCUGCCUCCUCUCCCACACCUCCCUCGCCCUUCUCUCCUCCCGCCCCAAGUCAACCAAGUCAACGGAAAAAUCACCUCUUGAUCCGAACCAGCCAUGCAGUGAUGAAGCAGGUCAAUUGAGUCAACCGAGUCAAGGGGAAAGCAUGACAGGGAGGCAGCAGGCAGAGGAGCAUGAGGCAGAGGGUUAUGAGACAGAGGGUUAUGAGACAGAGGGCCACGCAGUAGAGGGUUAUGAGACAGAAAGGCAACUGCUGGUGCCUAAUCUGGUGCCGGAGGGAGGUCCUUGGGAGGAGGAGGUGUGCGGGGGAUGUGGCACGGUGGUUGGGGCGAAAGGUGGAGGCAGAGACAGAGGCAGUAAUACUGAAGCAGUGGAGACCUGGACAAACGGGGAGGAGGGUGGACGUGCAGGGGUGGAGGGAGGAGGUGAGAGAGGAUGGGAGGGAGGAGAGGAAAGGGGAGUGCUGGGACCAGGAGGGAGUGGGGGAGUAAGGCCAGGACUGGCGGGACAAGGAGGAGUCAAGGCGAGGAGGAUCGAUUGUGUGGAGCACCUGCCCUCCCCUUCUCUCUCCACCUGCUUCUCCUCGCUCCUCUCCGCCCAUCUCGCCACCCCCUCCGCCCCAAACCGCCUGGUCCUCCGCUCGGUCUGCUCCCACAAACCCGUUCUGCUGCUCGUGCUGCUCAGUGCUCACACAGCCGUGGGGUGGGGAGUGUGUGGGGACGCUGGGAAGGGUGGGCACGAGGGAGAAGGGAAGGAAGAGGAAUGGAAAAAGGAGGACGCUGAGGAGGAGGAAAGGAAGGAGGAGAAAGGGAAGGAGGGUGGGUUGCGGCGAGUGGUGAAGCUCAUGUGCAAGGCUGUUGACUCAGACAGCGGUGCCACACGUGAAGCCGACGAGUGGGGCGCCAGGGGCCAUGCAGAGGACGUGUAUGUGAUGCCUGUCACUGCUUUGGAGCUUCAGGGCUGUCUGAAUGAGAAUUCUUUGUCGCUGCCGCCCACAUGCCGCGAGUUCAAUGGAUUCACAGUCUCGUUUCUGCAAGUGUAG